Molecule: messenger RNA, 1752 nt
Organism: Aspergillus tanneri
Lineage: Eukaryota; Fungi; Ascomycota; Eurotiomycetes; Eurotiales; Aspergillaceae
Product: putative phosphatidylinositol-3,4,5-trisphosphate 3-phosphatase
Exons: 3
Coding region: 1-1752 (583 amino acids)
Biological process (GO): phosphatidylinositol dephosphorylation; regulation of phosphatidylinositol 3-kinase/protein kinase B signal transduction; negative regulation of cell population proliferation
Cellular component (GO): cytosol; nucleus; plasma membrane
Molecular function (GO): protein tyrosine phosphatase activity; phosphatidylinositol-3,4,5-trisphosphate 3-phosphatase activity; protein tyrosine/serine/threonine phosphatase activity
Source: RefSeq, a predicted model, not a curated record
AUGGCGUCGAUUCUCCGGCAGAUUGUUGCUGGGCCCAGAUUGAAACAUCCAGAGGCGAAUCUCGAUCUCUGUUACGUUACAGACAAUGUUGUCGCAACGUCCGGACCUUCGUCGACCUACCCGCAACGAGCUUACAGGAACCCUCUCGAUGAAUUGGUGAACUUCUUGGACACAAAGCAUGGCGAGGAUUGGUGCAUAUGGGAGUUUCGUGCUGAGGGUACUGGCUACCCCGAUGAGGAGGUCUACGGACGGAUCCAUCAUUUUCCCUUUCCUGACCACCAUCCGCCGCCAUUUGCCCUCAUUCCGGCAAUUAUGGGAAGCAUGAAGAACUGGAUUCAACGAUUAGAUGAUACAGGCCAAGAGAAGUCACCCGAUAAAGAGAAUAAAGGGAAGAGAGUUGCCGUUGUUCACUGCAAGGCUGGUAAAGGGCGAAGUGGGACAAUCGUUUGCAGUUAUCUAAUCAGCCAAGAAGGGUGGAAAUUAGAAGAUGCCUUGCAGCGAUUUACGGAACGAAGGAUGCGAUCUGGAUUUGGCCACGGCGUUAGUAUCCAAAGCCAGCUGCGCUGGGUGGGGUACGUUGAUCGUUGGGCGAACCAGAUGGCCAAGGUAUACAUUGAACGACCGGUGGAGAUACUGGAAAUACAUGUUUGGGGCCUGCGAGAUGGCGUCAAGGUUGCAGUGGAAGGAUUUGUCGAGGAGGGCAAAAGGAUCAAGAACUUACAUCUGUUUCAUCGCAGUGAACGUACGGUCAUCGACAAUGGGAUGACGACACUUCCCGAGAGUGAUGAUAGAAAGGCUAAAAGUGGCACCAACAGUCACAAUGAGCCUUUGUGGACUUCAACAGAUGCAUCUACUGGAUCUAACCUCAUUACCCCUAUUACUUCCUCGGAUAAGUUAAGCACUUCUACAAAAACCCUACGAGCAGCCAUCUUCCGACCUAGUAAGCCGGUUAUCGUGCCUACCAGCGAUGUAAACAUUGACUUUGAACGACGGAGCAAGGCGCCAUACACGGGCUGGGCAAUGGUUACUUCGAUAGCACACAUCUGGUUCAACACUUUCUUCGAGGGAGGUGACAAACUUGACUCGGGAGUCUUUGACGCAGAGUGGGAUGUUAUGGAUGGAAUUAAAGGCACUACCAAGAAAGGAACUAAGGCGCUUGACCGAUUGAAAGUCGUUUGGCGUUAUCCAACCCCUUCCCAACUUGGAGCACCAGAAUCGAACGAGGAAAGCGCAGCCCCCAUUCCUGGCCAAACGAUUACCGAGCCCGAACCGGGUGAGCCUAUCCCUGAAAGUCAUCCGGCCGAUUGGCACGGCCUAAAGAUACAGUACGACGGCGUGGGAGUCUCACGGGACCAGGAGAAUACCCCAUUACAAGUUUCGAAAUCGCAAGAGAAUCAAUCGGAGGACAUGAAGUCCCAAGCGAGUAAUUCUACCCAGACUGGUAUCAGCACAACGGCCGCCAGUGCGGCAGCAACCGCUGUCCAUUCGACACAGGAGCUGAGGGAGGAAUUAGGGCCAAGGAAGCAGACGACUGAGAGUCAACACGUCAGUCUUGCAGAAAGCGAUGAUAACUCGCCAGUCCUAGGUCGCCGGAAAUGCAAGGCAGCCGAAAAGAAGGAAGGGCUGUCGACACAACACCUGCAAGAAAUGGAAGAAGACGGAGAUUUCGAAGGCACCCAGCCCUAUUUUGAAAUUGGCAACUGUCAGGAUGGAUCUUCCCGUGUUGGAGACGAGUCCACAAAGAACAAAUAA